AUGAAGGAAAUUGAUGAGAGGAGGAAACGGAGAAAGAGGCCCAUCAUCUUGCCCCUCAGGAAACCGGAAAAGGAAAUCUACGGAGAGGAAGGCGGGGAUUUAUCAGAUAAAGAAUUGAAGGGAAGAAAGCCAAUGAUGAUAUUCAUAUGCGUGCUCUACUACUUAUCGUUACAGGUCUUUUUGAUGGAUUACCUGGUUCUCAUAAGUGUUGAGUCGUUCCAGAGGAACUUAGUGACAAUUAAGAUAAUAAGUUUUGCGCUUUCUAUAGAAGUUGAGGGCGAAAGUUUCCUGGCCGAGAUGUAUAGGACGUUGGUGGAGUCGUUCGCUGCCGUUAAAUCUGACAAAAACAUCCUGGCCAGCUGCACCACAAAGGUUUUCGAGUUCAACCUAAGAGAUCUCCUUAGAGUUUCGUUGAUCUACGCCUUCCUCCUGGCAUCCGUGUACUUCCGGCCGUACAUUUUCCGGAUCCGAUUGAAAGUUUGCGACGCGUUUUACCCGAAGCGCCGCAUCAUGCGCGCCAUCUGGCUCUACAACAACAUUCUCAGGAAGCGGAUACCAAUGAUGAAAUCCGACUUCGAUCGAGUCGCAGAUUCGGCCGGUCGGUUAUCGAAGAAGAUAUCGAUGAUCGACAAACUAGCUGCUAGAUUUGCCUUAGUCGACGACUGCUUACAAUGCAUUGGCUAUGAGAGUCUGUACUGUUUAAUGUGUGGCACCAGUGGCCUGCCACACGAUCCUGGCUUUUUCAAGUGUAGUAGUUACGGUUGCCAAGGUUUGUACUGCGAGGCCUGUUUCUUGGAGGCCAAUAAAAUUUGUGCCCUCUGCCAUCGGCUCAUCUCAUUUGAUGAUGAAGAUGUCAGUGAAGAAAAGUAG
Messenger RNA from Helobdella robusta, 870 nucleotides. RefSeq lists its product as hypothetical. Gene Ontology annotation, cellular component: membrane. NCBI's taxonomy places the organism in Eukaryota, Metazoa, Annelida, Clitellata, Rhynchobdellida, Glossiphoniidae. Bases 1 to 870 code for a protein of 289 amino acids. The record is from RefSeq and is a predicted model, not a curated record. The transcript has 7 exons.